Lentinula edodes (shiitake mushroom) is the source of this 789-nucleotide messenger RNA. RefSeq lists its product as uncharacterized. NCBI's taxonomy places the organism in Eukaryota, Fungi, Basidiomycota, Agaricomycetes, Agaricales, Omphalotaceae. The transcript has 7 exons. The record is from RefSeq and is a predicted model, not a curated record. Bases 1 to 789 code for a protein of 262 amino acids.
AUGCCCGUGGAGACCGUGAAAAAAUAUGAACGUAGUCGACGACGACCUUUUAACAAUGCGAUCUAUUUCACUGACCCGAAAGUCUCUCCUCUCAACAUGCAAGCUACUCUCAUUCCCGACCAACGGCUUUUCUUUUCGGUGCACGCGCCAUUAGUGUUCUUACAGCAAGGAAUGAAGUAUACGGAUAGUCAAUUUGAAAUAUUCAAGCGUCUUGUCAGAACUGGUGCUGAAGAUUGCGGGCUCGAUGUAUAUAAGCACCGUUCUUUUCAGGACCCAGAGAAAUGGCAGCGCUUUGUGAGAUGGAUGGUGGGGAAAGAACAAAACCUAAACAAUUUCGUCGAACAGUGGCCAGUCGAAGCCUAUUUUAAUGCCUGGACCUACUAUAAACGUUUUAAACCUCACCGCUUUCGUGCGCAAAUGGACAAAAAGAAAUCAGAAUCCACAAUUCCUCAGCCUCUCACAAUCAAUCCUUCUUCGACCAGGAAAUAUGUUGGACUAAAACCCCCUCCACUCCGAUGCAUUACUACCAAUGAGCGAAACAAGUCGAAAAUUUCCCCAUCUUCGGCCAACAUCGAACCAUGCGUCCCCUAUGAUCAGAUAGCAGGCCAAUACUGCCUAGUGUGUCGAGAAACGCCUGUGUUGGCUUCUCAACAUUUAGAUCAACUCCUGCAACAAGAAGAAAUCAGUAAGAUAGAGCUUGUCAAGCUCGGAGUUCGUAGUGAUCUCGACCUCGAUACAUCAGGAAAACCGUCCUCUGUUAAUAUACUGUUUAUUAUUGAAAAUUAUUGA